This is a messenger RNA of Cadophora gregata, 1832 nucleotides long. RefSeq lists its product as uncharacterized. The transcript has 4 exons. Bases 277 to 1521 code for a protein of 414 amino acids. Gene Ontology annotation, biological process: peptidyl-serine dephosphorylation; double-strand break repair via homologous recombination. Lineage: Eukaryota; Fungi; Ascomycota; Leotiomycetes; Helotiales; Ploettnerulaceae. Gene Ontology annotation, molecular function: protein serine/threonine phosphatase activity. Gene Ontology annotation, cellular component: nucleus; cytoplasm. The record is from RefSeq and is a predicted model, not a curated record.
CCUCAAGCAAGCACACGACCAUCUCACCACAACCUGACAUUGUACCUUCAGUUGUGGUGCACACUUUCUGGCGAGUUCGUACAAUAAAAACGCUUCUUACGAUACCACCCAAAUACUACCAUCGCCUUCUGCCCCAAUUUGACGCCACACCUCCAUGCGCCGGCUGCUUUCUAAGCUCUAAAUCAAGAUAUACAACCCUGGGAAGCUGCUAGGAGCAUUUGGAAACUAGAAGAGAAGGCUGCAACUGUGCAGGCUUCUGUCUAGAGGAAUAGCAAGAUGAGUGACCUAGACAAAGCAAUUGCGCAGCUGCGAGCUUGUCGACCGAUUCCGGAAGCCCAAGUCCGAGAGCUAUGCCACAAAGCUAGGGAGUUGUUAAUUGAGGAGGGAAAUGUGGUGACCGUGACUGCGCCAGUAACGAUAUGCGGCGAUAUCCAUGGGCAGUUUCACGACUUGAUGGAGCUAUUCCGGGUUGGCGGUGAUGUACCAGAUACAAACUACCUGUUCAUGGGUGAUUUCGUCGACCGAGGCUUCUAUUCCCUCGAAUCCUUUCUCCUCCUCCUAUGUCUCAAAGUACGAUACCCAGACCGAAUGACCUUAAUCCGAGGCAAUCACGAGUCCAGACAAAUCACAACAGUAUACGGCUUCUACGAUGAAUGUCUGCGGAAAUAUGGAAGUGCGAAUGUAUGGCGAUAUUGCUGCGAAGUCUUCGACUAUCUUGCGCUUGGAGCCAUUGUUCUCGGAGCUGCCAGUUCUCUUGAACCUUCUAAGCACAAGGUAUCUGGCCCUAAAUCGAACAGUCUCACCUCGACCCAGGAAUACAUCGACCCGGAUACCGAAAUCGAAGUAUUAAACUCAGAGGGAGGAAUCAUAAGCAGCAUACCACGGCAGAAAGGAGGAAAGUCGCCAGCAAAGACUGGUCCACCUGGUUCGGGUGCCUCAGGCUUCAGCAGAGGAUCUCCAGGAAAUCCGAGCGGAGCAGUAUUGUGCGUUCAUGGAGGAUUGUCGCCACUAAUCGAUUCAAUCGACAAGAUCCGAUUAUUGGACAGGAAGCAAGAAGUGCCACACGAAGGAGCUAUGUGCGAUCUUCUUUGGUCAGAUCCGGACGAGAUAGACGGAUGGGGAUUAUCCCCACGGGGAGCAGGCUUUCUGUUUGGAGCCGACAUCGUGAAAGUCUUCAACCAUGCCAAUGAUUUGUCUUUGAUUGCAAGAGCACAUCAACUUGUCAUGGAGGGCUUCAAGGAGAUGUUCGAUAAUACCAUCGUUACCGUUUGGUCUGCGCCAAAUUACUGCUACAGAUGUGGUAAUGUAGCCGCCAUCCUCGAAUUGGGCGAAGAUGGAAGUGGUGAUGGCAUGAUCGCAAGAAGCAAUGGAGAAGUCAAUCGGAGUGAUGGUGGCGUUAUGAAGGAAAAGGAGAGAGUACUCUUGAGCGGCCCCGCGAGGAGAUAUAGGGUAUUCCAAGCAGCUCCUCAAGACUCUCGAGGUAUGCCAGCAAAGAAGCCUGUCGCAGACUAUUUCCUUUAGCAAAUGUUCACGGUAUUGGGGUUCUCAGGAAAUGGAUAGCUCAUGGCUGCACGCAAAAGACGAGGGACGCAAGGCGUUUGGGAGUUGGUAGAACUUGCAUGUAUUAUCUGAUGAGAAAUGAAAUGAAAGGCUCGUCCAGUCUUGGCCGGGAAGUAAGAAUGCAUUGAGGCACCUGUAACAUUUUCUGGGCUGCAUUUGUUUUGUCAGCUGAAAGACCAAAAUUCUACACGUCUCGCUUAGCAUGUCAACACAGUCACUAUUAGGUUUCAGCAAAAAUCUGUUUAGCUGCCGUUGAUGGAUCAUCGUUAAUU